Messenger RNA from Phalaenopsis equestris, 379 nucleotides. RefSeq names its product mitochondrial import inner membrane translocase subunit TIM23-1-like. The record is from RefSeq and is a predicted model, not a curated record. The transcript has a single exon. Lineage: Eukaryota; Viridiplantae; Streptophyta; Magnoliopsida; Asparagales; Orchidaceae. The annotation marks the transcript as partial.
UUUUCUUCCUCAAAUUCGUCGCCGCCGGAGCUGGAGACUUUCCACCUCUGAACCCCCAAAACUUCUCCCGAAUCAAAGAAAAACGAGGGGGAGGGACGUAAUCGCGAUGGCGGAUUUGGGAUCUUUUGGCUACAGCGGCGGCGACAAUCCCGACAAUCGACAACAGCCUGGACGACGCAUUUAUGAUCCAUACAAAGACCUCCAGAUCCCUUACCGCGCCAUAUACGACAUUCCGACAUCACCUGAAUUCCUUUUUCAGGAAGAGUCUGUUGCCCAGCGCCGCUCCUGGGGCGAGAACCUUACAUACUAUACAGGCAUCGGAUAUCUCGGCGGCGCGGUUGGCGGCGCCUCUAUCGGCCUCUACAAGGGCCUGCGAUCU